Messenger RNA from Manis pentadactyla (Chinese pangolin), 4151 nucleotides. It is a transcript of the gene COL6A1, whose product is annotated as collagen type VI alpha 1 chain. The coding region runs from base 133 to 3462 and encodes 1109 amino acids. The transcript is spliced from 34 exons. NCBI's taxonomy places the organism in Eukaryota, Metazoa, Chordata, Mammalia, Pholidota, Manidae. The record is from RefSeq and is a predicted model, not a curated record.
CCCUCCCGGCCUCCCUCCUGGGCUGGGACUCCAGCCGGCCGCGGAGCAGAGCCCACUUCUCUCCGGUUAUCAGUUACGGCCGGCCCACCCUGACCCCUGCCCUCGGUGGAUGGUGACAAGCAGGCCUGUGCCAUGAAGCUGCCCCCGGCUGUGCUCCUCCUGCUACUGCAGGCCGGCUGGGCCACCUCGCAGGACGAAGCGGCCGUGGGGAGGGCCAUCGCCUUCCAAGAUUGCCCCGUGGACCUCUUCUUUGUGCUGGACACAUCCGAGAGCGUGGCUUUGCGGCUGAAGCCCUACGGGGCCCUCGUGGACAAGGUCAAGGCCUUCACAAAGCGCUUCAUCGACAACCUGAGAGAAAGGUACUACCGGUGCGACCGCAGCCUGGUGUGGAACGCGGGCGCGCUGCACUACAGCGAUGAGGUCGAGAUCAUCCAGGGCCUCACCCGCAUGCCCAGCGGCCGCGACGCGCUCAAGGCCCAGGUGGAUGCAGUCAAGUACUUUGGCAAAGGGACCUACACAGACUGCGCCAUCAAGAAGGGGCUGGAGGAGCUGCUGGUCGGGGGCUCCCAUCUGAAGGAGAACAAGUACCUGAUCGUGGUGACCGACGGGCACCCCCUGGAGGGCUACAAGGAGCCGUGUGGGGGCCUGGAGGACGCCGUGAACGAGGCCCGGCACCUGGGCAUCAAGGUCUUCUCCGUGGCCAUCACGCCCGACCACCUGGAGCAACGCCUGAGCAUCAUCGCCACGGACCACACGUACCGGCGCAACUUCACGGCGGCCGACUGGGGGCAGAGCCACGACGCGGAGGAGGCCAUCAGCCAGACCAUCGACACCAUCACCGAGAUGAUCAAAAACAACGUGGAGCAGGUGUGCUGCUCCUACGAAUGUCAGCCUGCCAGAGGACCUCCUGGACCGCGGGGCGACCCUGGGUAUGAGGGCGAACGAGGGAAGCCAGGUCUCCCGGGAGAGAAAGGAGAAGCCGGGGAGCCGGGGAGGCCCGGGGACCUCGGACCCGUCGGCUACCAAGGGAUGAAGGGAGAAAAAGGGAGCCGCGGGGAGAAGGGUUCCAGGGGACCCAAGGGCUACAAGGGCGAGAAGGGCAAGCGUGGCAUUGAUGGUGUGGAUGGCAUGAAGGGGGAGUCGGGCUACCCCGGGCUGCCAGGCUGCAAGGGCUCCCCUGGACUUGACGGCACUCAAGGACCCCGUGGGCCCAAGGGUGACGUGGGCGCUCUUGGACUGAAAGGAGAAAAGGGUGCACCCGGAGCUGAUGGGGAGCCUGGGAGACAGGGCAGCACAGGGCCCCAGGGAGAGGAGGGCGAGCCCGGAGAGCCCGGAGCCCCCGGAGAGAAAGGAGAAGCUGGCGAUGAGGGAAACGCAGGACCAGAUGGUCCCCCUGGAGACAGGGGCGGCCCUGGGGAAAGAGGGCCACAGGGGACCCCAGGUGUGCGGGGCCCAAGGGGAGACCAGGGCGAAGCUGGACCCCAAGGUGACCAGGGACGAGAGGGCCCCGUUGGCACCCCCGGAGAUCCGGGCGAGCCUGGCCCCAUUGGACCUAAAGGGUACCGAGGCGAUGAGGGCCCCCCAGGGCUCGAGGGUCCCAGAGGAGCCCCAGGGCCCGCAGGACCCCCCGGAGACCCCGGGCUGAUGGGCGAGAGGGGUGAAGACGGCCCCCCCGGAAAUGGCACCGAGGGCUUCCCCGGCUUCCCCGGCUAUCCCGGCAGCAGGGGCCUUCCCGGCAUAAAUGGCACUAAAGGCUACCCUGGCCUCAAAGGGGACGAGGGAGAAGCCGGGGACCCCGGAGAGGACAACAACGACAUCGCGCCCCGAGGCGCCAAAGGAGCAAAGGGGUACCGGGGCCCUGAGGGCCCUCAGGGACCCCCAGGACACACAGGACCACCAGGGCCGGAUGAAUGUGAGAUCUUGGACAUCAUCAUGAAAAUGUGCUCGUGCUGCGGUGAGCAUCCUCCUUGGCUUGGAGCGUUCUUGGCGUGCUCAGCUUUGGCUGGAUCACCCCAGGGGUGGGGGGCUCCACGCCCCCAGCCGCCGGCCCUGCCCCCCACCUGUGUUGUCCUCCCUGUCCUCUGCCUGUGGCUGACGACCAGUGGCAGGCCAGGACCUGGGGUCCAGGCUCGGGUGGGGCUGCUCUGCUCUGAGUGGGGGGUCCUGGGGAUCCCGAGGCCUGACCCCCUAUCCCCUGCAGAGUGCAAGUGCGGCCCCAUCGACAUCCUCUUCGUGCUGGACAGCUCCGAGAGCAUUGGCCUGCAGAACUUUGAGAUCGCCAAGGACUUCAUCAUCAAGGUCAUUGACCGGCUGAGCAGGGAUGAGCUGGUGAAGUUUGAGCCCGGGCAGUCCCACGCGGGCGUGGUGCAGUACAGCCACAACCAGAUGCAGGAGCACGUGGACCUGAGAGACCCCAACAUCGGGAAUGCUCAGGAGCUCAAAGAAGCCAUCAAGAAGCUGCAGUGGAUGGCAGGGGGCACGUUCACGGGCGAGGCCCUGCAGUACACCCGGAGCCAGCUGCUGCCCGCCACCCAGAACAACCGGAUCGCCCUGGUCAUCACGGAUGGACGCUCGGACACCCAGAGGGACACCACGCCGCUCAGCGUGCUGUGUGGCCCCGACAUCCAGGUGGUGUCCGUGGGCAUCAAGGAUGUGUUUGGCCUGGUCCCAAGCUCUGAUCAGCUCAACGUCAUCUCCUGCCAAGGCCUGGUGUCCCCGAGCCGGCCAGGUAUCUCGCUCCUCAAGGAGAACUACGCAGAACUGCUGGAAGACGCCUUCCUGAAGAACAUCACCUCCCAGAUCUGCAUAGACAAAAAGUGUCCAGAUUACACCUGCCCGAUCACCUUCUCCUCCCCGGCUGACAUCACCAUCCUGCUGGAUGGCUCGGCCAGCGUGGGAAGCCACAAUUUCGACACCACAAAGCGCUUUGCCAAGCGGCUGGCCGAGCGCUUCCUGACAGCAGGCAGGACAGACCCGGCCCAUGAUGUGCGUGUGGCGGUGGUGCAGUAUAGUGGCACGGGGCAGCAGCAGCCGGGCCGUGCGUCCCUGCAGUUCCUGCAGAACCACACUGUGCUCGCCAGCACCGUGGACGCCAUGGCCUUCCUCAACCAUGCCACCGACGUCAACGACGCCCUCAGCUAUGUGACCCGCUUCUACCGUGAGGCAUCAUCUGGCGCGGCCAAGAAGAAGCUGUUGCUCUUCUCGGAUGGCAACUCGCAGGGGGCCACAGCGGCGGCCGUGGAGAAGGCGGUGCAGGAGGCCCAGCGGGCCGGCAUCGAGAUCUUCGUGGUGGUGGUGGGCCGCCAGGUGAACGAGCCCCACAUCCGCGUCCUGGUCACGGGCAAGGCGGCCGAGUACGACGUGGCCUUUGGCGAGCGCCAUCUGUUCCGGGUGCCUGACUACCAGGCCCUGCUGCGGGGCGUCUUCCACCAGACCGUGUCCAGGAAGGUGGCACUGGGCUAGCCCACCAGGUCCCCAUCACUGACACAGCAGAAACGUGAUGUGAAUUUCCCUGACCAACCCGUCAGCUAGACAUUCUUAAAGGAAAGCCGCUGUGCGCCCGAUGCCUGGCGCGCCUCCCGCAGGCCGCCCCGUGCCAGUGUCCCACCAGAGUCUCCUGCGCGUCCCACCCCUGCUUUCCUCAGCGCUUGAUUCUCCUCGCAGAUCCCACAGGACCCUCAGCACCUCCUCAGACGCAGCCUCCCGGCUCCUCCAUGGGAGAUGGUGGCCGCGUGUCAUUUCUGGGAAGCCACGGUUGAGAGGAUCUCCGAGUCCGAGGAGCCGGCGCCUGCUUUCAAGGUUCUGGUGCUCGGCCCGACUCCAUCCCCACGGCCUCGGCACAGAGCUCGGCCUCCCCGGAGACCGGCGGUGACUCCUCGCCCGGCGCCCUCGCGAUCCCGGAACCACGGUGCUAUCAUGCUGACCCCGAGCCCUCCCGUCCUCAGGCCUGGGCGCCCGGGCCAUCCGGUGGCAUAAAGUGACAUGUUUUAUUGAACACAAGCCAAAGGUCUUUUUCCUCAAAGGAGUGACUGGUACUACAUUUUACUGAAAAUCCUCUUUAUUGAUUAGUUUUCUUUUUACUCCUUCCUGGAUUUUUUUCUCAACCAUGUCCAGGUCAGUGACUUUUCCAAAUAAAUAUUUUCACUCUUCUC